Chlamydomonas reinhardtii is the source of this 2498-nucleotide messenger RNA. RefSeq lists its product as uncharacterized. The coding region runs from base 64 to 678 and encodes 204 amino acids. NCBI's taxonomy places the organism in Eukaryota, Viridiplantae, Chlorophyta, Chlorophyceae, Chlamydomonadales, Chlamydomonadaceae. The record is from RefSeq and is a predicted model, not a curated record. The transcript is spliced from 3 exons.
UUUCACACGACCAAGCUGCUCAUGGCGACCAACACGGUGCCGGCGAUGCCCUCUGUAAGCAACAUGAGCGCCCGGCUCAUCGCACCUGGAGAAGGUCCGAUCUUGAGCAAAGCGGACAUCGGUGCACGCUCGCGCUACAACGCGCAGCUCCACGUGUCGGCAGUGGCGGGCUCUCUGGUCUCGGAUCCCGAGCUGGGAGAGGCCGUCUGCGUCGUACACAGGGCAGCAAGCCUGCUUAACGGAUCCGCGGGCGAGGGUGUGGGCGGCAAAGUGGACUUGCUCACCGCCGACGUGGCGGAGGUCAAGUCCAAGCUGGCGAGCGUCGAGGCCGACAUGUCGGUGGUCAAGUCGGACAUGGCGGUGGUCAAGUCUAAGCUGGUGAGCGUCGAGGCCAUGCUGGCUGGGAUCAGGGCGGGGCAGGAAAACGUUCCGCACAGGAACGCUAACGGCAUGAGCCGGGUGCCAGACCACCCGCUGGAGCCGCUUCAAGCGGAGGUUGGAGCGAAGGUCAGCGAGUACCCACCCGCUGACCUCUUCCCGGCAAGCCUGUCCCAGGUUUGGGCCCUCAACAACGCCGCGCUGAACAACCUGGAGCAGUUUUACGGCCGUAGCUUUACAGGUCCCAGCAUGGCGGCGAGGCAGUCGAAGUUUGCGAGUUUCAUUGGGGUGUACGCGUGAAACACUUCACAAAUGUCAUCAUCUUGUACACGGUGCGCAUAUGACCAGCGGCAGCGGCGCUGGUGUGUGGCAAUGGCCAUCACCAUUUGUGGCAAGUGCCGGCGGCAUACUGGCAUGUGCAUUUAGGACUGAGACUGAGUGGCGGCGCCAUACUGGCAUGUGCAUUGAGGACUGAGACUGAGUGGCGGCGGCAUACUGGCAUGUGCAUUGAGGACUGAGACUGAGUGGCGGCGGCAUACUAGCAUGUGAAUUGAGGAUUGAGACUGAGUGGCGGCGGCAUACUGGCAUGUGCAUUGAGGACUGAGACUGAGUAGCGGGCAUACUGGCAUGUGCAUUGAGGACUGAGACUGAGGGAGCACGUGCUGCAAGUGGGGUUUGGAGGCUGCGCCUACGGCACCAGGGUGUCUGUGUGUCGGAUGCAUGUGACCUUUGGGAAUGCAUUAGCUGCUCCAAGCUGCAUGCGGGGGCAGCAACGGAAACUAAUGCAGUAAAUUAAAUGCUGUGGUAGUGUGCCCCGCCGGCUGCAUAUCUGAGGCGGCUGCGGCCUGCGUGCCUAAUUACUAGUAGAGCAGCGUGCAACUCGUCACAGCUUCCCACUAUCUGUGGGCUGCUGGACUUUAGAGUGCGAAAAGGCAUGCCUGCUGUCGUGGCCGCUGCUGAAAGAAAUGUGGUCGUAGCCUUCAUCGUAUGCGUUGGCGGUUGGGGGCAAGGGCACAUGCGUGUCGCAUGCCCAACGGACGGAGGUGAUGACUAAUGAAGGUGGGCGAUUCGCAGGGUGCCACAACAGGGUGCCACACGUCGCGUGCAACGUGUCGCGGUAUUACAAGCAUGCCAUCAUGAAGCUCUGAGACUGUGGUGACUGCCGGCCAUGGAGCGUGCUAGGACACGGCUAAGGGCGGCUAGCCAGCAGGAGAGUCGCGAGGGCGCACAUCAGGAUGCAGACGCACCGAGCCCGCUAGACAUAAUGUUAAGAGACGUGAGAGACAGACAAGCUUGCUUGUCCUUAAACAGAAGCAGCUCAUUAUGGCUACAUGAAGCGGCCAUGUUUCGUGCUUUCAUGUUGUGUAUUUGCGGCCUACUUAGCGGGAUGCCCGCAUGCUUCUGUCAGCAUGCGGGAUCCUUACUUUGAUUCGGCGAGGAAGUUUCUCUGGCCUAGAUAGUGCGGUGGCUAGACGUAUUUUUCGCCCGCUUGGUCAGGGUUCCUGGCUGUCAAGGGUGAUUUUGCGCUGCUGAGAGAGCAGGUACUGGUCAGAGGUUGGCAGGACGGCGCGUGUGAGCUGCGGAUACGUCGGGUUUUGUUUUGACGUGUGUGUUUCCAUGCUGCUUUCUACGUCUGACUUCGAAGACGCCCUAUGAACACGGCAAGCCAGCCACGCUUUGCAUGCGUAGGGCGCUUACGCCAGCCUCGAGAGGUUGGUAGCAGGCUGCAGCGGCCGGGUUUCGGGCCCACUCACAGCUGUAAGAGAGGCUAGCACGCAAGACACGAGUGUGUGUUAACGAGCACACGUAAUACAAAGCGCAAGGUCCUGUGUGCGUGUGUGUUGGUUUAGGUUUGUCCGUGCGUUGGGUGGUGUGCAAUGUGGCAGAUGACACGCGGCUGUGCGUGUACCUGCAGCAGUGACGGACUGACGCGUGCCUGCCUGUAUGCGUGCAUGGCAGUGUGGCGACAUUGAUUCCGUCCCUAGAAACUCCCCUGCUGAUAUUACAAUCGUUGCGUGUCCUUAUUCGCCGAGCGCAGCUCACACGAGCACAGGACGGGGCCCUAAUGUAGUACGGUACGCCUAAAUAAUCCCCUGCCAAUACGGUAAUACUGUGGAACC